UGGCCAGUGCGCAUGGGCGGACCUCCUCUGCUCCCACCGACCCCCUUCGAUUUCCGCUCUUGUCGCAAACGUCGCGAGGGCCGUUAGCGGAGUGUCAGUGAGUGCGCCGGCCCCGAAAUGUCUGAGGAACAAGGCUCCCGCGCCGGAGCGGUAGAGGAAGGAGAGGCGCCCCCGGGGACCCUCGCUGCUACUGUGCACUCGGUGAAACAGGCGGACGACGGCGAGGAGCCCGUGAAAGUGGAAGUGGCUGAUGGCUGCUCUGACGACCUCAGCUGUGGGGAGGCCGACAUAGACCCCAGCCUCCUAGAGCUUGCGGAUGACGAGGAGAAAUGCCGGAAGAUCCGCAAGCAGUACCGGCAGCUCAUCUAUAACGUCCAGCAGAACCGUGAUGACAUCGUGAACACUGCCAGCGACUCGUUAACCGAGGCUCUUGAAGAAGCCAAUGUCCUAUUUGAUGGAGUGAGCCGGACAAGAGAAGCAGCUCUCGAUGCCCAGUUUCUUGUUUUGGCUUCUGAUUUGGGUAAAGAAAAAGCAAAGCAACUAAACUCUGAUAUGAGCUUUUUUAAUCAAGUAGCGUUUUGUGACUUUCUGUUUAUAUUUGUGGGUCUGAACUGGAUGGAAGAUGAUGAACCUGGUGAACUGAGUGGCUGUGAUGAUAAUAUAGCUCUUUCCUUCUGGGAGACAGUACAGAAGGAAGCAACAUCCUGGAUAUUGCAAGCUGAAACAUUUCACUUUAUUUUCGGUUCAUUCAAGUCCAAACCUUCUGCACCAAAGCCCCGACUUGAACACCACAAAAAAGCUCACAAAGUAGAAGAAAGUGGGGAUAUGCCUACAAAGCUGAGGAAGUUGGACCUGAGUAACAAUCAAGAAGCAACAGAAAAAGAAGUAGAGAGAAUCUUGGGAUUGUUGCAAACGUACUUUCGAAAGUAUCCUGAUACUCCUGUGUCCUAUUUUGAGUUUGUGAUUGAUCCAAACUCUUUUUCUCGUACUGUGGAGAAUAUAUUUUAUGUUUCUUUCAUUAUAAGGGAUGGUUUUGCGAGAAUAAGGCUUGACCAAGACAGGCUGCCAAUAUUAGAGCCGAUUAAUAUUAACCAAGUGGAUGAGGGAAAUGAUCCCAGUUCUCAUGGCAGGAAACAAGGAGUUAUAUCUUUAAGUUUACAGGACUGGAAAAAUAUUGUGGCAACUUUUGAAAUUUCAGAGGCUAUGAUCACAAACUCAUACUAGGGAUUUUUGUUCUUAGUAUAGGCUGCAUUAUCUGGCUUUCCUAAUGUACUCAAAAUGGAGAGUAAAAUCCAAGCAGAAGCACAUACUGUAUUUCAUGUAGAAUGAAAAAGUGUUUUCAGAAACACCAGAAAUUGUUUUACUGUGCAGUGUAUUUUUUUUGGUACUUUAUAAGGUUGUCAUGAUCUUCUGUUAUUAAAAAAUAUUCACUUGCAUGUUUGCAAGAUUUUUUGAAUGCCCUUUAAGUCUUUAUCAAUAAAAAUCAGUUCUGAAUUUCAUAAGUUAAAAGGCAUUUGAUAAUUUACCAAAAAUAUCAAUUUUAUGAUGCUCUAUGAUACUGCCUUGCUUCCUCCGUUAGAGGGAACAAAAAGAAUCCCAUAUGGGGUUCCUGACAAGGUUAGGGGAAGCUGUAAAAAAAAAAAAAAAAGGAAAAAAGUUCAAGGAAGACUUUAUCCUUAGGGCAGUG
Messenger RNA from Canis lupus familiaris (dog), 1687 nucleotides. RefSeq names its product EP300 interacting inhibitor of differentiation 3 (gene EID3). Gene Ontology annotation, cellular component: nucleus; Smc5-Smc6 complex. The record is from RefSeq and is a predicted model, not a curated record. The transcript has a single exon. NCBI's taxonomy places the organism in Eukaryota, Metazoa, Chordata, Mammalia, Carnivora, Canidae. Bases 118 to 1224 code for a protein of 368 amino acids. Gene Ontology annotation, biological process: DNA repair.